Molecule: messenger RNA, 10918 nt
Organism: Etheostoma cragini (Arkansas darter)
Lineage: Eukaryota; Metazoa; Chordata; Actinopteri; Perciformes; Percidae
Gene: nbeaa
Product: neurobeachin a
Biological process (GO): intracellular protein localization
Cellular component (GO): membrane; cytosol
Molecular function (GO): protein kinase binding
Source: RefSeq, a predicted model, not a curated record
CAGGGGGCGUCAACAUGGCGUUCUCUAGCUACUCGACGACCGCACUGACUGCAACCUGCCAAUGAGAGAGAGAGACGCGUAGGCUACCAUUCUGUCAAACGUCCAUCCUUUUUUUUCCAGCCCUAUGAAUCCCUACACAUUUUCAGGAGGAUAGGGUGAAUUCAGAGGGUUUGUGAAACACCGCUCUGCCUUGUUUUUCCUGCGCAGUGGAUGUUUUUUGUGCAACAGCAGACGCUCGUGCUUGUAGAGCAGGUGUGAGAGACAGCGGCGACCGCUCCUCUCCUCCCUGUUUCCAAGGGGAAAUGUCGAGCGAGAAGCCGGUUUCAACACCACCGAACUCUGCUUCUUCGCUCACGGACACAGACCGAGACUCCCAUCCUCCGCCGGGCUCCACCGUGCAGCAGCCGCAGCAGCAGCAGGUCGCCGCAGGCGCUGGCUCGGGCGCCACCGAGGAAAGGAUGGUGUCUUCAGCCGGCUCUAUGGUCCUCCCGGCCGGGGUGAUCAACCCCGCUGUCCCGAUCAGGAAUAUCCAGAUGAAAUUCGCCGUGUUGGUGGGCCUGAUCCAGGUUGGAGAGGUUAGCAACAGGGACAUCGUUGAGACGGUGCUGAACCUGCUGGUGGGCGGCGAGUUUGACCUGGAGAUGAACUUCAUCAUCCAGGAAGCUGAGAGCAUCGGCUGCAUGGUGGAGUUGCUGUCCCACUGUGAGGUGACGUGCCAGGCGGAGAUCUGGAGCAUGUUCACAGCCAUCCUCCGCAAGAGCGUGCGCAACCUGCAGACCAGCACCGAGGUCGGCCUAAUCCAGCAGGUGUUGCUCAAGAUGAGCACUGUGGACGACAUGAUCGCAGACCUCCUGGUGGACAUGCUGGGAGUCAUGGCUAGUUACAGCAUCACAGUCAAGGAGCUGAAGUUGCUCUUCAGUAUGCUGAGGGGCGACAACGGCAUCUGGCCAAGACACGCUAUCAAGCUCUUGUCAGUUUUGAACCAGAUGCCUCAGAGACAUGGUCCUGAUACCUUCUUCAACUUUCCAGGACGCAGUGCAGCGGCCAUAGCAUUGCCGCCAAUUGCAAAAUGGCCUUACCAGAACGGAUUCACUAUCAACACUUGGUUCAGACAGGAUCCACUCAACAACAUCAAUGUGGAUAAAGACAAACCGUACCUCUAUUGUUUUCGCACCAGUAAAGGAAUAGGUUACUCCGCUCAUUUUGUGGGAAACUGCCUCAUCGUGACAUCACUGAAGUCAAAAGGAAAAGGCUUUCAACACUGUGUGAAGUAUGAUUUCCAACCCCGCAAGUGGUACAUGAUCAGCAUCGUCCACAUCUACAACCGUUGGAGGAACUCCGAGAUCCGUUGCUAUGUCAACGGUCAACUGGUCUCAUACGGUGAUAUGGCCUGGCACGUCAACACCAAUGAUAGCUAUGACAAGUGUUUCCUGGGUUCAUCAGAGACAGCGGAUGCUAACAGAGUGUUUUGUGGUCAGCUCGGAGCCAUUUACGUAUUCAGUGAAGCUCUCAACCCAGCUCAGAUCUUUGCCAUUCACCAACUUGGCCCAGGAUAUAAGAGCACUUUCAAGUUCAAGUCAGAGAGUGACAUCCACCUGGCCGAGCAUCACAAGCAGGUGCUGUACGAUGGCAAGCUGGCCAACUCCAUCUCCUUCACCUACAACGCCAAGGCAACUGAUGCCCAGCUCUGCCUGGAGUCGUCGCCGAGGGAAAACGCCUCCAUCUUCGUCCAUUCUCCACAUGCACUCAUGCUACAGGAUGUGAAGGCCAUUGUUACCCACUCCAUCCAUAGUGCCAUCCACUCUAUAGGAGGCAUCCAGGUCCUGUUCCCUCUUUUUGCACAGUUGGACUACAAACAACUCAAUGACAGCAGUGUGGACACCACAGUCUGUGCCACUCUGCUGGCGUUCCUGGUGGAGCUGUUGAAGAGCUCCGUGGCGAUGCAGGAGCAAAUGUUGGGAGGAAAGGGCUUUCUGGUGAUUGGAUACCUGCUUGAGAAGUCGUCACGAGUCCAUAUCACCAGGGCAGUACUUGAACAGUUCUUGUCCUUCGCAAAGUAUCUGGAUGGUUUACCUCAUGGAGCGCCUCUUCUCAAACAGCUCUGUGACCAUGUCCUUUUCAACUCUGCCAUCUGGAUACAUACCCCUGCCAAGGUCCAGCUAUCCCUCUACACAUAUCUGUCAUCGGAGUUCAUUGGCACCGCAACCAUCUACACUACCAUCCGCCGUGUCGGCACCGUCCUGCAGCUGAUGCAUACGCUAAAGUACUACUACUGGGCCAUCAACCCGCUGGAGUGCAGUGGAAUCACCCCCAAAGGUCUUGAUGGACCACGGCCAUCCCAAAAGGAGAUCAUCUCGCUCAGAGCCUUCAUGCUUCUCUUCCUCAAGCAGCUCAUACUAAAGGACCGGGGCGUGAAGGAGGACGAGCUGCAAAGCAUUCUCAACUACCUAUUGACCAUGCAUGAGGAUGAGAAUAUCCACGACGUGCUCCAACUGUUGGUGGCUCUUAUGUCUGAACACCCAGCAUCUAUGAUCCCUGCAUUUGACCAGAGAAAUGGAAUAAGGGUGAUCUGCAAGCUUCUGGCCUCUAAGAGCGAAAGUAUCCGCGUCCAAGCCCUCAAAGUCCUGGGCUACUUCCUCAAGCACCUUGGUCACAAGAGGAAGGUGGAGAUCAUGCACACGCACAGUCUUUUCACACUGCUGGGGGAGAGGCUGAUGAUGCACACCAACACGGUCUCUGUCACCACCUACAACACUCUGUAUGAGAUUCUGACAGAGCAGGUCUGUACUCAGGUGGUUCACAAACCCCACCCUGAGCCCGACUCUACUGUCAAGAUCCAGAAUCCCAUGAUUCUAAAGGUAGUGGCCACCCUGUUGAAGAACUCCUCUCCCAGUGCUGAGCUGAUGGAAGUCAGAAGACUCUUUCUUUCUGACAUGAUAAAACUCUUCAGUAACAGCCGUGAGAACCGGCGCUGCCUGCUGCAGUGCUCUGUUUGGCAGGACUGGAUGUUUUCCCUCGGAUACAUCAACCCCAAGAACCCAGAGGAGCAGAAAAUUACUGAGAUGGUGUACAACAUCUUUAGGAUCCUGCUCUACCAUGCCAUCAAAUACGAAUGGGGAGGGUGGAGGGUCUGGGUUGAUACCCUGUCCAUCGCACACUCCAAGGUGACCUACGAAGCCCAUAAAGAGUACUUGGCUAAGAUGUACGAAGAAUACCAGCGCCAGGAGGAGGAAAACAUGAAGAAGGGGAAGAAAGGCUCUGUGUCCACCAUCUCUGGGCUUUCCGCUACACCUGCCCCCGUUGUCAACGGCAACCUGGAGAUUGACGACAACUCCCAGACACAGACACCCGAGAGCGAGGCAGAGUACAGCGAGGGGGCUGGCGGAGACUCGCGCAACCUCCUUGCAGAGGGCGCUGUGAAGCGACCCAAUGGAGAAGCCCUGACACCCGGGGAGCAAAGCGCUGGUCCAGGGGUGAGGGUGGAGGUCCAUGACCUGCUGGUAGACAUUAAAGCAGAGAAGGUAGAGGCCACAGAAGUAAAGCUGGAUGAUCUAGACUUGUCUCCAGAAGGCCUUGGUGGAGGUGUGGGUGGAGGAGGUCGCGGAGUAAUAGAGAAUGGACCUUUGGUAGAGGUGGAUUCUCUCCUGGACAGUGCUUACUGCGCUGUAGUUCAAAACCUAAAUGGGAAUCUGGUACCUAAAGAUGACACGCCAGGCUCAGGGGUUGGCAUGGGGUCAAGCCUGGUGCUUUCAGGAGUUAGCCUGGAGGAUGAUGGGAACAUGGGUCCGCUCAUCACAUUGGCUGAUGAGAAAGACAGUGUCCCGAGCAACAAUGGAUUUCUCUUCAGCAAGGUUGACGAGAAGCUGCUUCCAGCUCUGGCAGCCACAGACCCUCUUGUACUGCCGAGUCCAGACCAGCCCACUCCAUCUGGUCCAGUCCCGGCUCACUCCACUACCAGCGCCAGUGAUGACCUCAGCCUGCUGGCCCACAUGACUAGCUGCGGCUCUGAUUUAACACAUAGCCACACUGCUGGGGAACUUCCAGAGGACGGGCCCUUCAAGAUCGAGAGCCCACUUGCUGACAUCAGCUCUAUUGCAGAGGCUGAGAGCCAAGCCCAGAUCCAGGGAUCUAGACCAGAUUUCCCAGAGGGAGAGGGCACAACCGGGGCAGAAGGAGAGGCCGCGGGGCUUAAGACUGGGGGAGACACAGCCAGCACCACCUCUGAUACAGAGAGGUCGGAUGAUGGGAAAGACAAGGACACAAAGAAGAUCCAAACUACUGCCACCACUCAGGCCCUCCAUGGUCGUACUGCAGCCCAGCUGGAGCGGGACCUACGCGUUGAUCUGGGUUUCAGAGGCAUGCCCAUGACGGAGGAGCAGCGCCGGCAGUUCAGCCCCGGCCCACGCACGACCAUGUUCCGCAUCCCAGAAUUCAAGUGGUCCCCGAUGCACCAGAGGUUGCUUACUGACCUUCUGUUUGCCCUGGAGACUGACGUGCAUGUGUGGAGGAGCCACUCCACCAAGUCGGUGAUGGAUUUUGUAAACAGCAAUGAGAACAUCAUCUUCGUCCACAACACGAUCCACCUCAUUUCUCAGAUGGUGGACAACAUCAUCAUCGCCUGUGGAGGCAUCCUGCCUCUCCUGUCUGCUGCCACCUCCCCUUCUAGUUCUAAGAGUAGUGCCAACACUAAGGCAGGAGGAGCCGGACCCCAGAGGGGGUCAAACGGAGAUGAGGUGACCCCUGUUCCUGGGGGAGGAGGCGCAGGGGGAGAGACGGAGUUGGACAACAUUGAGGCGACACAGGGCAUGUCUUCAGAGACAGCAGUCACCUUCCUGUCUCGUCUCAUGGCCAUGGUGGACGUACUGGUGUUUGCCAGCUCUCUCAACUUCAGUGAGAUUGAAGCAGAGAAGAACAUGUCGUCAGGAGGGCUGAUGAGGCAAUGCCUCCGCCUGGUAUGCUGCGUAGCAGUGAGGAACUGUCUGGAGUGCAGGCAGAGACAGAGAGACCGAAGCUGCAAAUCCUCCUUAACCAGCAGCAAGUCACAGGACAGCCUCCACAGUGCCUCCACCACCAGCAAGCAGGAUCCAGACAGACUCCUGCAGGAUGUAGACAUCAAUCGUCUUCGAGCUGUGGUUUUCAGAGAUGUGGAUGACAGUAAGCAGGCUCAGUUUCUGGCGCUGGCAGUCGUCUACUUUAUCUCAGUUCUCAUGGUAUCCAAGUACCGGGACAUUUUGGAACCCCAGCGAGAGAUUGGACGGUCCACCAGCCUAUCAGGGAGAAGCAUCCGCCACGAAAUUAACUCCCCAACCAGUACAGAACACCCAUCCACAGCCUUCUCUGACCGUGACAAACAGACCCCCACUCCCGUGGACGACUCUCCCCGGGCAGGCCUCCCACACACAGACUCAGGCAUCGGAGAGGAGGGCCAUGUGGCCGGUUCCUUGAACGGCUCAGAGAUGGGUCUGGGGCUUGGCCUCGGCCUGGUGGGGAGGGAGACGGACAGAGACAGGGACAGAGACAUGGGAGGAGGAGGUGGGGGAGGAGGCACAGAUCUAUUGUGUAGUCUGUCAGAUGUUAGGAGGUCACAGGAGAGCCUUCUGGAUUCUCCCCACAACCCCAACUCCAGCCAAGCCCCGCCUUCGUCUAUCUCCAGCAUCAGCCAAACAAACAAAGGCAUCAAUGUCAAGGAGAUAUUGAAGAGCUUGGUGGCGGCUCCAGUUGAUGGCGGGGAUUUGGGACAAGAGUCUGGGCCGACACCUUAUCACCCAGACCCUGCCCUGAAGACACACCCCAUGCUGCCCAUGCAGUUCCACUCCUUCGACAGGAGUGUUAUGGUUCCGGUCAAAAAGCCGCCACCUGGUAGCCUGUCAGUCAACACAGUGGGCACGCCCACAACUAGUGGAGCGGCCACUCCCAGCAGCACACCCAACAUUUUUGCUGCUGCAACUGCAACACCCAAGAGCAUGAUCAACACUACAGGUGCCACAGACUCUGCCUCUUCUUCGUCCUCUUCUUCGUCAUUUGUUAACGGUGCUACUAGUAAGAAUCUGCCAGCUGUGCAGACAGUGGCACCGAUGCCAGAAGACACUAUGGAAAAUAUGAGUUCCUAUUGUGAGGUGGCGCAAUGUGCGCUGCGCAGCGGUCAGACGCCCCCUGAGCUCAAGUCUUUUAGCUCUCUGGCAGGCUUCCAGGCAGCUCCCCGAGAUGCAGGACAGUGUUUUAGCAUCACCACCAAGCUGGAGCGCGCUCUGGAGAAGGUGGCGCCGCUGCUGAGGGAGAUUUUUGUGGAUUUUGCUCCCUUUCUGUCCAGGACGCUGCUGGGUAGCCAUGGGCAGGAACUGCUCAUAGAAGGUCUUGUAUGCAUGAAGUCUAGCACGUCUGUGGUGGAGCUUGUAAUGCUGCUGUGCUCUCAGGAGUGGCAGAACUCCAUUCAGAAGAACGCUGGACUGGCCUUCAUUGAGCUCAUCAACGAGGGAAGACUUCUCUGCCACGCCAUGAAGGAUCAUAUUGUGCGUGUUGCCAACGAAGCAGAGUUCAUCCUGAACAGACAGAGGGCGGAGGAUGUACACAAACACGCUGAAUUCGAGUCUAACUGUGCCCAGUACGCUGUGGACCGGAGAGAAGAGGAGAAAAUGUGCGAUCACCUCAUCAGUGCCGCCAAGCACAGAGAUCAUGUGACCGCUAACCAGCUGAAACAGAAGAUUCUCAACAUCUUGACCAAUAAGCACGGAGCGUGGGGGACAAUGUCGCAGAGCCAAUUACAUGACUUCUGGCGUCUAGACUACUGGGAGGACGACCUGAGGAGGAGAAGACGAUUUGUGCGAAAUGCCUCUGGAUCCACUCAUGCCGACGUGUCACUAAAAGCUCUGGAGGACUACGGUACAGAAGAAGAUGAGGAGGGACUUAAGUCGAAGAAAACAUUCCGCAGCCAAUCAGUGGUCACCCAGAACCCAGAGGCGGAGUUAAUGCUGGAAGGAGACGAUGACACUGUCAGCCUGCUGCAGGAAAAAGAGAUGGAUAACCUUGCUGGCCCUGUGGUUCUGAGUACUCCAGCUCAGUUGGUAGCUCCAGUGGUGGUGGCUCGGGGCACUCUGUCCAUCACGACUACUGAGAUCUACUUUGAGGUGGAUGAAGAGGAUCCUACGUUUAAGACAACUGAAGCUAAAGAUGUCCAACCUCAACAGGUACUGGCCUACUCAGAGGGUCUGCACGGUAAAUGGAUGUUCAGUGAGAUCCGAGCGGUGUUUUCCAGACGCUACCUGCUGCAGAACACCGGACUAGAGGUCUUCAUGGCCAACAGAACGUCCGUGAUGUUUAACUUCCCGGACCAGGCCACAGUGAAAAGGGUUGUCUACAGUCUCCCACGGGUUGGGGUGGGAACGAGUUAUGGCCUGCCCCAGGCCAGGUAGGUGCAGAGUAUAAUCAGCUGCAUGUUGUAUCAGUGCGGAACCAUCUCGUGACACAACUAUAAUAAAUCACUGUCAUUUUUUUCCUCUCUCAUCCAUCUUUUGUCCCCAGGGAGGACGUAUAAUGAUUUGAACCAGUACCCCAUCUUCCCCUGGGUCUUAACCAACUAUGAUUCAGAGGAGCUCGAUCUGACUCUACCUGGCAACUUCAGAGACCUCUCCAAGCCAAUCGGUGCACUGAAUCCCAAGCGAGCAGCGUUUUAUGCAGAACGCUACGAGACGUGGGACGACGACAGCACACCUCCCCACCACUACACAACCCUGUACUCCACUGCUCAUUCAACACUGAUGUGGAUGCUCAGAAUAGAGCCCUUUACCACGUUUUUCCUUAACGCCAACGAUAACAAGUUUGACCAUCCGGAGAGGGCCUUCUCUGGCAUCGGCUGCUCGUGGAGAAACUGUCAGAGGGACACGGCUGAUGUCAAGGAACUGAUCCCAGAGUUCUACUACCUGCCCGAGAUGUUUGUUAACAGUAAUGAGUACGAGCUCGGGGUGCGUGAUGAUGGAGUCUCUGUGUGUGACGUGGAGCUUCCCGCCUGGGCCAAGAAACCGGAAGACUUUGUCCGCAUUAACCGGAUGGCGUUGGAGAGCGAGUUUGUGUCGUGCCAGCUCCACCAGUGGAUUGAUCUUAUAUUUGGCUACAAGCAGCGAGGGCCAGAAGCAGUUCGAGCACUCAACGUGUUCAACUUCUUGUCCUAUGAGGGAGCAAUCAACCUAGACAAUGCAGAUGCUGUGCAACGUGAGGUGAUUGAGUCCCAGAUCCAGGCGUGUGGUCAGAUCCCCUCCCAGCUGCUGAUCGAGCCACACCCACCUCGCUCCUCCGCCAUGCAUCUGUGUUUCCUUCCCCAGAGCCCGCUGAUGUUUAAGGAUCAGAUGCAGCAGGAUGUCAUCAUGGUGCUCAAGUUUCCCUCCAACUCUCCCGUCACUCACGUCGCAGCCAACACGCUCCCCCACCUCAGCAUACCGGCCGCCGUCACUGUCACAUGUAGCCGGCUGUUUGCUGUCAACCGCUGGCACAACACAGUCGGCCUCCGUGGAGCUCCAGGAUACUCCCUAGAGCAGGCUCAUCAUCUCCCCAUUGAGAUGGACCCUCUCAUAGCAAACAACUCGGGCGUGAACAAGCGUCAGAUCACGGACCUCGUGGACCAGAGCAUCCAAAUUAACACACACUGUUUUGUGGUUACUGCCGACAACCGCUACAUUCUGGUCUGCGGCUUCUGGGACAAGAGCUUCCGUGUUUACUCCACUGAAACUGGAAAGCUGACCCAGAUAGUUUUUGGCCACUGGGAUGUGGUGACGUGUCUGGCUAGAUCGGAGUCCUACAUCGGUGGAGACUGCUACAUCGUGUCAGGCUCCAGAGAUGCCACUCUUCUUCUGUGGUACUGGAGUGGACGACACCACAUUAUUGGGGACAACCCUAACAAUAGUGACUACCCUGCUCCCAGGGCAGUACUGACAGGACAUGACCACGAGGUGGUGUGUGUGUCUGUCUGUGCAGAGCUGGGAUUGGUCAUAAGUGGAGCUAAAGAGGGCCCGUGCCUGGUCCACACCAUCACAGGGGACCUGCUUAGGGCCCUGGAGGGGCCAGAGCUCUGUCAGCGGCCCCGCCUCAUCUCAGUGUCUAGCGAAGGCCACUGCAUCAUCUACUAUGAGAGAGGUCGUUUCUGCAACUUCAGCAUAAAUGGAAAACUGCUGGCACAAAUGGAGGUCAACGAUUCCACACGGGCGAUCCUGUUAAGCAGCGACGGACAGAACUUGGUGACAGGAGGUGAUAACGGAGUUGUGGAAGUGUGGCAGGCGUGCGACUUCAAACAGCUUUACAUCUAUCCGGGCUGUGACGCAGGGAUCCGUGCCAUGGAUCUCUCACAUGACCAGAGGACUCUGAUCACUGGUAUGGCGUCUGGCAGCAUUGUGGCGUUCAACAUAGACUUCAACCGCUGGCACUACGAACACCAGAACAGGUACUGAAGUGAACAGCGGGAUCAAGAGGAGAAUGGAAAGAGGAGAGAAGAACAAGUAGAAAAGGGGAGGUGAUGCAUUCUGCUGUUUAUCUGCAACACGGGGAAACUAAAGGUACAGAGACGAGGGAAAACAAGUACUGGACCUUAGACUCUAUUCCUUUGUGAAGUUUACUUGAGUUCUGGAUGCAGCAGCGCGUGUGGAAAUAACUUCUUCUGUGCAUACGUGUACGUACACACACGUAUGUAACCACAGACCCAUAAUACCCCGAAGAUACACACCAAAACCUAGACAGACUGCAGAACGGGGGAGAAGAGCAAGUCAAGCAGACCUUGUAGAGGUCGAUCUACCCGUACCACUCACAGGACUGGUGCAGUUACCCUUCCUGGUACGCUUAAUGCUUCACAGACAAAGAACCUACGUUUUUUUUUCACUUAUAUUUUUCUUCUUUAUCAAUUUUGUUCUUUACUUUUCAUUUGAGGGGAGUUCAGUCUGGGAAUUAUUUGGGUGGACUAUAAAUUAAGACUCCUACAAUGUGUCUAAACUGAUGAGAAUUGGUCAGAAUUGAUCCAGCCCGACCCACUGUUCGAACACCGGUGCUAUUGGCCUGAUCUUAAAAUGUACCCUUGAAAAAUUGCCUUGGGUUAUGUUUUUAUUAGAAUUUCAUCUUAUCUGAUUUUAUCUGGUUUUAUUUUAUAAUGUUAACUUCCCCUUUUUUCUUUUUUUACCCGCAGCAGGGUUAACUUCUUAUGUAAAUAAGGCUCUGCUUCCUUCAGAGUCUAAACAUGUUCUUUCACUACACAAACUGCGCUUAUCACCUUUAAUUUAUUAAUGACUUGCUGUAUGUAAAAUACUGUGUAAUAAUUAUUAUUAUAAUGUUGACAAGACUGAUGAUAAUAAUGGCAGUGUCAAGGAUGGUGAUUAUUUUGCCGGAGAUGGUAAUGAUAAAGAGAUCUUGCCAGUGCCACCAAGGAUGACAACCACAAGACUGACUUGAUUUCCUUUGUAUAUUUGGUGAUUGUUUUGUCAAAUAUGUACAUAAAGUCUUGGUUCAGGCUUGAUAGAAAACUUAAACAGCUGAAUAAGACUGAACGCGCAAAGGAAAGCUUCACUUACCCACAUUUGUUGUUAAUUUAAAAAAAAAAGAAGAAUCAAAUCAAUGUAAAAGUUUGUUUUGUAUUUGCACUUUGCACCAAUCACAUAUUAUUAUUUAUUAGCUUGGUUCUUUCUGAUCAGCUGCCAUUUCGUUUAGGUCCAUUUCCCCUUCGGGAAUAUUUGUGCAUUGAUGUUUGUAUUUAAAGCGUUGAGCUCAUGUGUGAUUAUUAGGUUUUACAACCUCACAGUUGUAAGCAAUAUCAUGAUUCUGUAGCUGAUAGAGGUGGGAAAGAGGGAGGACAGGGGAUGAAAUAAGAGAUGUAUGUGUGAAGCCAUCUUGAUCAAAUGCGCACAUGCACAUACUCUAUCGACAGGUUCAACUUAUGUAUCCAAAAAAA